GUGGGGCGUGGGCACUGGGAGCGGGCACAACAAACUGUACCAAAUGAAAAGGGACUUAACGGGAGCCGCUUUCUUGCAUCGAGCAGAAUAUAGUAGAGCGACUGAACAGUUGCUCCCUUCACCCCUACACUUAGUUGCCGCACGACCGCCGACCCCAACUGUCACAGCCUCCCACAGCCCAGAGAAACGUGUCAGGAGGAGUAGAGAGGGGGGAGGAGGAAGAAGGAGACCGGGUAGAGGAGAGAAAAAUGGAUGACAUCUUCACUCAGUGUCGGGAGGGCAAUUCUGUAGCUGUGCGUCUGUGGUUGGACAACACAGAGAAUGACCUUAACCAGGGUGAUGACCAUGGUUUCAGCCCCCUUCACUGGGCGUGUCGGGAGGGGAGGAGUGGGGUGGUGGACAUGCUGAUCAUGAGAGGGGGUCGCAUUAACGUGCUGAACAGAGGCGACGACACACCCCUCCACCUCGCCGCCAGCCAUGGGCACAGGGAAAUUGUGGCUAAGUUGAUCCAGUGCAAAGCAGACACCAACACAGUCAACGAACAUGGCAACACUCCACUCCACUAUGCUUGCUUCUGGGGACAGGACCUGGUGGCAGAGGACCUGGUAGCCAGUGGAGCCCAGGUGCAUGUGUGUAACAGGUUUGGGGAGACCCCCCUGGACAAGGCCAAGGACCACCUCAGACAGAUCCUCAAAGAGAAGGCAGAGAAAGAGGGCCAGAGUCUCACCAGAGUCCCUUACAAGGAAACCUGCUGGAAGGGCACCAUGCGAACACGGCCCCGUAACGGCACUCUGAACAAGCAGGCCGGGCUUGACUUCAAGCAGCUGUCCCUUCUGGCCAAGCUCAACGAGAACCACUCUGGAGAGCUUUGGCAGGGUCGUUGGCAGGGGGACGAGAUCGUUGUUAAGGUUCUACAUGUCCGAGACUGGACCACGAGGAAGAGCCGAGAUUUCAACGAGGAGCACCCCAAACUCAGGAUCUUCUCCCACCCUAACAUCCUCCCUGUCCUGGGGGCCUGCCAGUCUCCCCCCUCCCCCCACGCCAUCAUCAUCACCCCCUACAUGCCCUACGGAUCCCUCUACAACAUACUGCACCAGGGCACCACUUUGGUGGUUGACCAGACUCAGGCAGUGAAGUUUGCGUUGGACAUAGCCAGUGGGAUGGCUUUCCUACACACUCUAGAACCCAUGGUUCCCCGACUGCACCUCAACAGCAAGACCGUCAUGAUUGAUGAGGACAUGACUGCUAGGAUCAGUAUGGCUGAUGCCAAGUUCUCCUUCCAGUGUCCUGGCCGAAUGUAUUCUCCUGCAUGGAUGGCACCUGAAGCCCUCCAGAAGAAGCCCGAGGACAUCAACAGGAGGUCAGCCGACAUGUGGAGCUUCGCCGUGCUCAUCUGGGAGCUGGUCACCAGGGAGGUUCCCUUCGCUGACCUGUCACAGAUGGAGAUAGGGAUGAAGGUGGCUCUGGAGGGUCUACGGCCCACCAUCCCCCCUGGGAUCUCCCCGCACAUCUGCAAGCUGAUGAGGCUCUGCAUGAACGAGGACCCCGCCAAGAGACCCAAGUUCGACAUGAUCGUGCCCAUCCUGGAGAAGAUGCAGGACAAGUGAGGGGCCCGUCCCAAAGCCACCGCCCUCCCUCUCCGCUUCCCAGCGCCUCGCUCCGGCUGCAUGGACGGAUUAAGAAACCAUGGGCCCCUGGGCCUGGAUGUGUCAAGGGCCCCCCCCCUCACCGCCAAAAAACAAACAAACAUUUCUCUUGGCAAAACAAUUUCUUUUUUUUGUCAGGAAUAAUAUUGAUAUUGUUGUUUAAAAACGCAAAGUGCUUGAGUAAUCAACAAAAUAAACAACGUUUAUAUUACAAAAAUAUUUGAUAGUUGUAACCAUAGACUAGAGUGUACGUUUGUAGCCCACACAACCCUCUCUCUUUCUUGAAAAAUUACCAUCAUAGGCUUAACAAUAUUGUAUCUUCAAUAAAUAGUGUGUUGGGGGUGCUUACACAGCUCUAAUGCCAUUGUUUUGCACUUGCUUUUUGGAUUUCUCCCUACAAAGUUGAAGGGCCCAUAUUGCAUGGAGUACUCAGCCCCUCUGAAGUCCUAUAGAUAAACUGAGGGGAUAAACACUCACUUGAAAGGUAUCAUAAAGGUUUCUUGUGACAACUUCAAAGUGAAUGUUUAGGCUAUUUUUUGUUUUAAUCAGUAGGACUUUUGGGGCACUGUUAAAGACAUUAAUGACUUAAGCCUAGCAUAUACCGGCUACGGCGCAUAUCAUCACCCUAGUACAUCAAGUUAAUACCAGUGACGAUACGCAGAGGCUCUGGGUUAUGGGCCCCCUGGGCUCAUGGGCCUGGGCCCGGUAGGACCGUUGGUUAAUCCAUCCCUGUCCGGCUGGUCCUCCAGCUGUUCCCAUCAGCACCACUUGUGUGUCCCUGUGUAUUUAUAAUGCUGCCUUUCACUUCAACCGUCCAUCUAUCUAUCUUUCCACUGACUUAAGCUAGUAUCUACUCAUGUUUUUUUUAAAGUUGGGCCAAAGUGGUGUCAACCAAAGGUUAUGAUGCUCUAGCUGCAUAGAGCUUUUAAUAGUUCACUGUGGCUGCAGAAAAGUCCUCAUUCCUGUACUGAGUUACUGCAUAUUGCUUAGAGAGACACGUGCACAUGAAAUCGAUUUAAAUAUAUGUACACAAAAGCAUUGUAUUGUAACAUGUUUCAACAUCUAUGCAUAUCAAUAAACUUGAUGCUUUAAUGUCUAA
Molecule: messenger RNA, 2745 nt
Organism: Hypomesus transpacificus
Lineage: Eukaryota; Metazoa; Chordata; Actinopteri; Osmeriformes; Osmeridae
Gene: ilk
Product: integrin-linked kinase
Exons: 13
Coding region: 249-1607 (452 amino acids)
Biological process (GO): substrate adhesion-dependent cell spreading; cell-matrix adhesion; integrin-mediated signaling pathway
Cellular component (GO): focal adhesion; stress fiber
Molecular function (GO): protein binding; ATP binding; protein kinase activity
Source: RefSeq, a predicted model, not a curated record